Molecule: messenger RNA, 1090 nt
Organism: Myotis daubentonii (Daubenton's bat)
Lineage: Eukaryota; Metazoa; Chordata; Mammalia; Chiroptera; Vespertilionidae
Product: complement factor H-like
Exons: 5
Coding region: 136-642 (168 amino acids)
Source: RefSeq, a predicted model, not a curated record
AUUUACUAAGUGACCUGCGUAAACUAGCUUCCCCUUAUUUCACUUAAAUUCAGAGCCGCUCUAGGUAACUACAGUGAAUUUAAACCCCAAACAGCAGCGCUGGACUCUGCGCUAACACAGCCGGGGAGCCCCACCAUGCUGUUACUAGUCACGGUCAUCCUCACCCUGUGUGUCUCCUGGGCUCGUGGACAAGAAAUAACAUGUGAUCCUCCAAUAAUUCCAAACAGUGACUUUGCUUCUAAACUGAACAAAUACAGACUGGAUGAUGUCAUCACAUACCAAUGUAGAAAUGGCUUUUCCCAUCCACCCCUCCUGGGAAAUACAACAAAAUGCACUCUUCUAGGCUGGGUACCUCGUCCCAGAUGUGUCCCUAAGCCCUGUGACUUUACAGAAAUAAAACAUGGACGCCUAUAUUGGGAAGAUAGCAUUACACCACACUUUCCAGCGUCGGUAGGACAAUCAUUUCCCUAUAGCUGUGACAAAAACUAUGUCAGACAUUCACAAUUUUUCUGGGCAUCAAUCACUUGCACACCAGAAGGAUGGUUCCCGAAAGUGGCCUGCCGCAGGAAAUGUGUUUUCAAUGAUUCGGAGCAUGAACAGUUUCCAUUUAAAGUAAAUCGUAUGUACAAGGCGAUACUAUGAAAGUUGACUGCCGUCCGGGCUACAGUCUCCCGAACUCACAGAGCACAGUGACAUGUACGGAGAAUGGCUGGUCCUCGCCUCCCAGAUGCAUCAGUAAGUAAGCAUCCUGAGAUCCAGUCCAUUUGGGAUUUUUCUAAGACCAGACGGAUCGCUGUGGAAAGUUCUAUGUGUCAACUCUCAAGAACAUUGUGACAUGCCCAUAUUUGAGAAUGCCAGAGCUGUAAUCACCGGAAAACCAUUUCGACCUAAUGACACGUUGGACUACCAAUGCCUGGAUGGCUACGAAAACAGAGAUGGAAGCACCAACGGCUCCAUGGUGUGUGGCGAGGGCGGCUGGUCCCACUUGCCAACCUGCUUUAGUAAGUAUUUUGAUUCCAGCAUUUCAUUUUCCAAGAAUUGAAAAGUCUACGUGUUUGUUGUCCUCGCUUGAGUGUGGGUGAUCUAAGGC